CUAAUAAUAGAUACGACAAGAAUUAUUAAGAUUAUUGUUUUAAUUGCUUGUUGUGUCCGAAAAUACCUCUCCUGACAUAGGUGCCGGUCCACUCCCAAAGAGCCCUGUUAUUUCACGUUGUUCAAACUUUUAAUAAUGCCAGUUCGAGUGUUGUUCACAGCGUGAAAAUAUUACGUUCAUUAUUUUCUACUCAAGGGUUUUAUUUGUUUGGAUUUUAAUUAAGCCCUAUACAACGGAUGUAGGUACUAGUAAAAAGGAUUUAAGUUAAUUACAGUACUAACGUAGAAAAAACAUUAUAAUAUUACUGGUUUUAUCAGAAAUACAAAUCAAUACUCGUUUCGUUUGCACGUUGUCAUAGUGAAGCGCUUCUAAACCGCCACAUUGUUUGCUGUAACCAUAGAGACAAUGAGCGCGCGAGGUUGGCUCGUUAGAAACUCUAACAACGAUGAAUCAAGACGCAAAAAAGUUAGCCACAAAUCUAUAUGGACGAGUCAAUGUACCAGCCGUCGAAAGAUGUAGAGUGAGCUUCUGCACGGACCUUGAGAAGUCGGUCCUACUGAGCAACUUCGAGCGUCGAGGCUGGAGCCAGGUGGGGCCCGACGAGGAGUGGAACUUCUACUGGGCGUCCACGCAGACCUGCCGCAACCUCUUCAGCGUCGAGAGCGGGUACCGGAUGAACGACAACCAGCUCAUCAACCACUUCCCCAACCACUACGAGCUGUCGAGGAAAGACUUGCUAGUGAAGAAUAUAAAGAGGUACCGGAAAGAGUUGGAGAGAGAAGGCAGCCCGCUCGCGGAGAAGGCCGAAGUGGUGUUGCCAGGCGGGCUGGUGGUCACUCGCUACGUGCACUUGGACUUCGUGCCGAUCACCUUCGUGCUGCCGGCCGACUACAACAUGUUCGUGGAGGAGUACCGCAAGGCGCCGCAGAGCACCUGGAUCAUGAAGCCGUGCGGCAAGUCCCAGGGCACCGGCAUCUUCCUCAUCAACAAACUCUCCAAACUGAAGAAAUGGUCCCGCGAAGCCAAAACUCCGUUUCACCCGCAAUUGAGCAAGGAAAGUUACGUAAUUUCCCGGUAUAUCGACAAUCCCCUUUUGAUCGGAGGCAAAAAGUUUGAUCUCCGUUUGUACGUGCUGGUAACUUCUUUCCGACCGUUGAAAGCUUAUUUGUUCCAGUUGGGAUUCUGCCGGUUUUGUACCGUGAAGUACGAUACUAGCAUGACUGAGCUCGAUAAUAUGUAUGUGCAUUUAACGAAUGUUAGUGUCCAAAAGCACGGGGGAGAUUAUAACAGUAUACACGGAGGGAAGAUGAGUGUGCAAAAUUUGAGGUUAUUUUUGGAGGGAACGCGCGGCCGGGCGGUGACGGAACGGCUGUUCGCGGCGAUGCAGUGGCUGAUAGUGCACUCUCUGAAGGCAGUUGCAUCAGUGAUGGCCAAUGACAGACAUUGUUUCGAGUGCUACGGCUACGACAUCAUAAUCGACAAUCAGUUGAAGCCGUGGCUAGUGGAGGUGAACGCUUCGCCGUCGCUGACGUCCACGACGGUGAACGACAGGAUACUGAAGUACAAGUUGAUAGACGACAUCCUGUCGGUGGUGCUGCCCCCGGACGGCGUCCCGGACGUGCGCUGGGGCAAGGCGCCCGCGGCCGACGCGCUCGGGAAUUUCGAGCUGCUCAUCGACGAGGACUUACUGGACAAAGAAGACUCUAGCACCGGCCGAGGAGCUAAAAAUAAGACCAAAUAGA
This is a messenger RNA of Plutella xylostella (diamondback moth), 1742 nucleotides long. RefSeq names its product polyglutamylase complex subunit TTLL1. NCBI's taxonomy places the organism in Eukaryota, Metazoa, Arthropoda, Insecta, Lepidoptera, Plutellidae. Gene Ontology annotation, cellular component: ciliary basal body. The record is from RefSeq and is a predicted model, not a curated record. Gene Ontology annotation, biological process: protein polyglutamylation; microtubule cytoskeleton organization. Gene Ontology annotation, molecular function: tubulin binding; tubulin-glutamic acid ligase activity.